AUGUGCCACAAUAGAAAUAAAGAAAGGGACAGUGAUGGUGUUGAUGUUGGUCCUGAAACUCAUAUCAGAGGUGUUAAUGCAGAGGAGACGUACAUAUACCUGGGAAUGAAAGAGGUGGAAGGAAUUCAACAGCAAAUGAUGAAGGAGCAAAUAAAAAAAGAGUAUAACAAUAGAAUAAGAUCCAUAUUAAAGACCCAGUUGAAUGCCAAAAAUAAAGUGAUAGCCAUUAACAGCCUAGCAAUCCCGCAACUACAAAACCAACAACCACAACAGCAACAACAACAAAUAAACAACAACAACUACAACAACAACCACAACCACAAAAAAAACAACAAAGGCGGCAAAAAGACUUCCAGAGGGGGUCGCCGGGUCAACCAGGGCAAUCUGGUCAACAAGCGUCUAAGUGAAUAUUCAACUAUUGGUCUUAAAACCAUGGUACUGUGCUUUGAUGGGUUCAAUAAUGCCAAAUCACAAAAGCACAACCCCGAUCGGUGGAUGAACGCUGUGUCAUCUUGUAUUGAACAGGGAAACCUGUCCUCGGCUGUCAGACUUGUCUGUUCGCCGGAUGGCCUGACGGAGAGCUCGCCAGCCACUUUCAAUAAAUUUUGUUCCAUCCACCCAAAAAUUCCGGUGGACAGGCGGGUCUUCCCCGCAUUGGCACCAACGGCUGGUUGCGUUUCUCCCGCCGAGGUGCUGAGGGCCGUUAAACCGUUCAAAAACGGUUCUUCCGGAGGCUUGGACGGCCUAUGA
Molecule: messenger RNA, 750 nt
Organism: Helobdella robusta
Lineage: Eukaryota; Metazoa; Annelida; Clitellata; Rhynchobdellida; Glossiphoniidae
Exons: 3
Coding region: 1-750 (249 amino acids)
Source: RefSeq, a predicted model, not a curated record